Bicyclus anynana (squinting bush brown) is the source of this 6057-nucleotide messenger RNA. Its product is annotated as zinc finger protein 260-like. NCBI's taxonomy places the organism in Eukaryota, Metazoa, Arthropoda, Insecta, Lepidoptera, Nymphalidae. The transcript is spliced from 2 exons. The record is from RefSeq and is a predicted model, not a curated record. The coding region runs from base 70 to 2202 and encodes 710 amino acids.
UCAGACGGGUUGAACGGGUUAUUGUGGCUGAACUUGCGUUGAGUGCUAGCAAACUCACAUUCUACUGCUAUGUUUCACAGAACAGGAAGUCUGAGGCUGAAUGAUGACCCUCCCCCGUCUGCAGACUGCGCUCAGGCUUUAGUGGCUCCACUGUCCGCGAGACUUGCGGCAAACAACGAUAACAAAGUGCAGGCAACUGAAGAAGCAGGUGCGAUCCAGAAAAGCGAACAAAUCCUUGAAACUAACAUCGACCAACUGGACAAGCGAUCAUCUCAGAGCGGCACCAAACCGUACACAGAUAUAAAUAGAUUCACAAAUUGUGUAGUCCAGUUAUACGACAUAUUCAAGAAACCCAAACAAGCUGUACUAGAUGAGAAACCAAGCGUGAGAAUCCACACUGCUGCCAAGCCUUACUCUUGUCAGAUAUUGAACUAUAAAUGUGCACCAACAAGUCGAAUAUUGAAACACAAGAUGACCCACCCUGGGGAAAAGGCAUUUUCUUGUGAUAUAUGUAAUUACAAAUUUGCGCAAAAAAAUAACUUAUUACAGCAUAUUAAAACCCACACUGGGGAAAAGCCAUUUUCUUGUGAGAUAUGCAACUACCAGUGUGUGCAAAAAUGUCAUUUAUUACGGCAUAUUAAAAUCCACACUGGGGAAAAGCCAUUUUCUUGUGAUAUAUGUAAUUACAAAUGUGCUCGAAAAGGUGAUUUAUUACGACAUAUUAAAACCCACACUGGGGAAAAGCCAUUUUCUUGUGAGGUAUGCAAUUACAAAUGUGCGCAUAAAAGUCAUUUAUCACAGCAUAUUAAAACCCACACUGGGGAAAAGCCAUUUUCUUGUGAGGUAUGCAAUUACAAAUUUGUGCAAAAAAGUAAUUUGUUACGGCAUAUUAAAAUCCACACUGGGGAAAAGCGAUUUUCUUGUGAUAUAUGUAAUUACAAAUUUGCGCAAAAAUAUAACUUAUUACAGCAUAUUAAAACCCACAUUGGGGAAAAGCCAUUUUCUUGUGAGAUAUGCAAUUACAAAUGUGCGCAUAAAAGUCAUUUAUCACAGCAUAUUAAAACCCACACUGGGGAAAAGCCAUUUUCUUGUGAGAUAUGCAAUUAUAAAUGUGCACGAAAAAGUCAUUUAUCAAAGCAUAUUAAAACCCACACUGGGGAAAAGCCAUUUUCUUGUGAGAUAUGCAAUUAUAAAUGUGCACAAAAAAGUCAUUUAUCACAGCAUAUUAAAACCCACACUGGGGAAAAGCCAUUUUCUUGUGAGAUAUGCAACUACAAAUGUGCAGGAAAAGGUUCUUUAUUAAGUCAUAUAAAAACCCACACUGGGGAAAAGCCAUUUUCUUGUGAGAUAUGCAAUUACAAAUGUGCGCAUAAAAGUAUUUUGUUACGGCAUAUUAAAACCCACACUGGGGAAAAGCCAUUUUCUUGUGAGAUAUGCAAUUAUAAAUGUGCACGAAAAAGUCAUUUAUCACGGCAUAUUAAAACCCACACUGGGGAAAAGCCAUUUUCUUGUGAGGUAUGCAAUUACAAAUGUGCGCAUAAAAGUCAUUUAUCACGGCAUAUUAAAACCCACACUGGGGAAAAGCCAUUUUCUUGUGAGGUAUGCAAUUACAAAUUUGUGCAAAAAAGUAAUUUGUUACGGCAUAUUAAAAUCCACACUGGGGAAAAGCGAUUUUCUUGUGAUAUAUGUAAUUACAAAUGUGCGCAUAAAAGUCAUUUAUCACAGCAUAUUAAAACCCACACUGGGGAAAAGCCAUUUUCUUGUGAGAUAUGCAAUUAUAAAUGUGCACGAAAAAGUCAUUUAUCACAGCAUAUUAAAACCCACACUGGGGAAAAGCCAUUUUCUUGUGAGAUAUGCAAUUAUAAAUGUGCACAAAAAAGUCAUUUAUCACAGCAUAUUAAAACCCACACUGGGGAAAAGCCAUUUUCUUGUGAGAUAUGCAACUACAAAUGUGCAGGAAAAGGUUCUUUAUUAAGUCAUAUAAAAACCCACACUGGGGAAAAGCCAUUUUCUUGUGAUAUAUGUAAUUACAAAUGUGCUCGAAAAAGUGAUUUAUUACGACAUAUUAAAACCCACACGGGGGAAAAGCCAUUUUCUUGUGAUAUAUGUAAUUACAAAUGUGCACAAAAAAGUAAGUUAUUAGUGCAUAUUUGUAUUGGCGGGGUUUCGACGGAACACCACGAAACGGUCAGGGGCCCAUAGCUAACCUAAGGGUCCCGUCGAAACAAAGAUCUACAGCGGCUUACGUUACACAGCGCAAAGAAUAUUUGCUAUAGGUUAAUUUUACACAAUGCGUACAACUUACCCGAUCUAAGCGCCAAUUGCCCGGCGACUUGCCUUCCCAGGAGGCAAGCUAGGAGGCGUAUUUGUGUAGGUAUGAGAAGUGGUAUGACUUUUGUGUAUAAAUGUAUCCCCCUAGGUCACCGAAACACUUAUUCGAACACAGUCCUUUGCAGACCGACAACAAUGCGACAGCAAAAACACGUCGCAGUUAUCAAAUAAUAGUAAUAAUAAAGCCUUUUAUUUCCACAUCAAUUUACAUUUCAAACGUUUGUUAAUAAGUUUAAAUUAUAAUUAUAUCUAUAUAUUUAUUCUAAUGUUAGUAUGGUUAGUUAUCGUCUUGUGAUGUGGAUCCCGUUCGGGUGAAGGCCUCCUCUUUCUUCUUCCAGUAAUCUCUAUCUUUUGCGAGAGACAUCCAGAGAUUAGACCAUUACCCUCUUUCCAAAAAGUUAUCAAAUAAAGCAGUCAAAAUAAAUUGGAACCCGGUUCGUUCCCGAGCACAAAGUCGCGACAAGACCACACGGCGUAGAUUUGACCCGCACAACCCCUCCAAAACGCGCGCGUUUCCGUCAUAUGCCGACGUCCAAAACAACCGAACAAAGUGAGCGUAGUUGCAAUCGACCGCCUCGUGUCAAUACCGAGUGACGUCCCACUCCCGCGCCGGUCCGCGGCGGCAAGUCGCUCUUCCGUUCGGUCGUCGACUCAUUCGCAACAUAGCGCCAUUCAAUCAGCGACGGCUGGCGUGAACAAUAUUAGAACCCACAAUAGCAAAUGUAAUAAAUAAUGAGCCAUGUGUAAGUGAAAUGUGCAGGUCUACACAAAAAGAAGGCUCUGAGUUGGUAGUAGUAAAGUAAAGUAACAAAGCGAUAAAGCUGCUCCCUAUACAUAUUGUAAACUUUCUAGUUAACAUUUUCAAUGUCCUCCUGGCAACUGCUUCUUCCCCAAUGCGUGGAAGGAACACACUCUCACAAGUAUCCACUUCUUACAUGUUUAUAAAUAUGUUGUUGCAAUUUAAUUUCCUAAUACAAAUAUGUUAUGUACUUGAUGUUGUCCUGAGCCUAAGGAUGGCUGGUAGUUAUCGUUACAAUGCGAUAAGGCCGCCUUUUGUAAAGAUUUUCCAUGUAUUUCUGUUUUAUUUGCCUUUAAAUUUUUGUAGAGUGCAAAACAUAAAUAAAGAUCUAAAAAUUUAAAUGAAAAAAUAACAGACAUAAUAUACCUACUUAAAUUUAUAUACAUAUUUAUUUAUGUUGCAUUUAUAUCUCAGUUUACAAUCAUCUAUUUAUUUAAUUAGUCCGCCAUAUUGAAUCUAUACUAUAGUACGCGCGUUAACAACUGAGUCUUAGGGCCAUAAAUCAUUUCUCUAUAUCUAUCUCGCUUGCACUUAUGGGUCUUAUGGAGCCGUCUAGUGAAGGGUGUAACAAUGAAAGACAUAUUAUCGAUAAGUAAAGUUUAUUAUCGUAUCUUGUUCACAAAAUUAAAAAAAUUAACAAUAUUUGAUUUAAUAUAAUACAUAUUUCAUAUUAUAUAAUUAUUAACUAAAUAAAAUUAAAAGCUUGCGUUAUCGACAAUUAUAACUGAGGGCUCUUCAAGUAGAUUCAGGAAUUCGGAAAACCAUGCCAUAUAUGUUUCGCCAUCCAUUUCUGUGUGGUAAUCAGCAUCCUUUGAUUUCACCGCUUUAAAUAUUAGCUUCGCAUCUGGAACGAAGCCAGUCCUUGCAGAACCCGCAUGGCAAACUAUUAAUCUUUGGCCUUUUCCCACAGGCUGAUUCUUGAAACCUCCUUCAUCGUUGCUUCCAAGCCACAUCCUCUUUCUUGCAUGGUUUUGAUUAAUCCAUGUUUCGUCUAGAUAGAAACGUGGUCGCUGAUCGUUAGUUCUUCUAAGUAAAUCCAAUUUCCUUAAAAAGUCCAUUCUAGCACAAACAAUAUCAGUUCUUUCCAUUAAAUAUUUACGUCCUUCGCUAUUUUUCUUAUACUGGAACCCAACCUCCUUCAGUAGUAUUCUCAUUGAAGUGUUGCCGCAUUUAAAAUCGGGUAAUUGUUCACGGAAUUUUUCUAAAAUUUUCGCCACGGAUGGAUACUCUCCAUUCUCAUAAAAUGAAGCUACAGUUCGCUUCAACACACUUUUAUCAAAAUCGUCAAUAUUAGUGACGGUUUGUGGUUUCUUAAAAUUUGUUCUUGGUAUACAGGUACUGCCUGAUUGUGAUACUUCCGUCUUGAUUCGGUCCACUGUCGCUCUGCUCACACCACAAACAAAUGCGGCCAUUUCACGUGGUUUGUUGAAAUUUAGAGAAGCCACUUUAUUCGGAUCACUUUUCAAUUCAUUGAGAAACAGGAAUACGUUGUGAAUCAGUGUUCGAGCUUGAGGGCUAAUAUCGCCAUGUAAUUUCUUCAGAUCAACGUUAGAAAAUAAAGUAUCCAUAGUGCGCAACGAGUAACACAUGAAUGUAUUUAUUUAAUUGCAGUAAACACAUUUAUAGCAAAAAAAAUACGCAAUGCAAUUACAUUAGAAACCGACCAAUCAGAAUCGUCCAAAUCAUUAUUGACUCAUCAUUAGCACGUGCGCAGGUAGCCGUUUAUCGAUAAUUAGGGUGCGCAGGUAGGCGCGCUGCACAUUCCUAUCUUUUUUGACUUUUAUGACCGGACGACUCAGAUGAUAACGCGCAUACUAUAAUAACUAGCGGACGCCCGAUACUUCGUCCGCGUAAAUUUCGAUGUCAACUUUACUACUACCCCUGGCCUACCCUACCCCUACCCUACCACUACCCCAACCCUACCCCUACCCUACCCAACCCCUACCUCUACCCUACCCCCACUCGACCCCUACCCUACCCCUAAUCUACCCCUACCUUACCUACACCUUACCCCCAUCCUACCCCAGGACUGAUUUGGAAAAUUGUUUUACCAAUAGAAAGCUACGUUAUUUGCGAGUGUUAUAGGCUAUGUUUGAUCCCCAUAUUCACACGGGAACAGGAACUACGUAAAUGAAAGCGCGGGGCGUCAUAUAGCGGAUUUUCUGCGUCUUUUAGAAAUUUUGUAUUAUCUCCGAAACUAUUUAACUAAUUAACAUACUGUAAAGGGCAAAUCUUAUCUCCAUAAUAUCCUUGUGAUUAUUAAAUAAUUUAUUUUAAUAAGGAUUUUAGUUUAGUUUGUUUAGUUGUAUAAAUAAUGACGUAAACCUAAGUAUAUAAAAUUAAUAAUUUUUAAAACACAAAAGGUACUAUAUCUGCUAAUAUAUAGAAGAUAGAUAUAUGGUGUCGCGGACUUUUUUGUAGAACUUUUAAAGAUACAUAAAGCCUCCAUACAUUAAUUUCAAUUUUACACAAUGGUUAAGGCAGCGCAUGCGAAUAAGUCUGUUUAAGAGGAUUUUCAGUUCGAGUAUGUAUGACAAAAACUGUGUUAACUCGGCUAAUAUAUAUGAUACCUAUAUAAAAUAUAGCUUAUAGCACUCCCCGAUAAUGUAGCAUUCUACUGGUGAAAGAAUUUUUGAAAUCUGACCAGUAGUUCCGAAGAUUACCCCAUUUAAAGAAUGUUACAAACUUACAAACUUUACCUCUUUAUAAUAUUAGUAUAGAUAUGAAGAGGUAAAGUAUGUGAGGUUGAGGUUGAGGUUGAUUUUGAAAAAAAAAUAGUUUCUGCUACUUUAGAAUACCGUCGUUUGGUGAACUACGCGAUGUCAUCAUAUAACUGUUUCUAAUGUAUAACUUACCUAUUUAUUAUUAUAAAGAUGUACUGACUACUUGUUGAUAUAAUCAGGAAAUAUAUGUUUUCAAUUCAAAUA